AGCCGGGCUCGGGGGUAGCCGGGCACCUCAGAGCCGACCCCCGCCCCGCCGCGCCCUCCGCCGCACUUGUCCCACUGCGCGCCCCCUGGAGCGCCGCGCACCCCUGGGACCCUUGCGCGCCCCGGGUGCCCAGCAUAACCCGAGAUCCCCCGCUCACCCCGGGAUCUCGGGACUGCCCCAGGAGCCCCGAGUACCCCUGGACCCUGACGGGGCUCCAGGACCGCCACGCGCUCCAGGACCCCUGUGCGCUCGCAGAAUUCCUGGGCUUGGCCAACCCGGCUGAGCGCCCUGGUGAGGGGGCCCCGCCCCAGAGGAUCCCCCUCUUCCAACAGACGGAGCCCCGCCCCAGAGGGACCCCCAGGUCCGACAGGGACAUCCAGCCACGCCCCAGCGGGCUCCCAGCAUCUCGCGCCUGGAGCCCUGAGCUCCAGAAGAUCCUCGGUGCCCAGCUGGGGGCUCCCCGCCCUGCUAAGGGGGCGCUGCCCAGGAGGGUCCCCCGCAUCCCGCGGGCCGGGGCAGGAUGCACGCCGCCCUGGCGGGGCCGCUGCUUGCCGCCCUCCUCGCCACCGCCCGCGCCCGCCCGCAACCCCCGGACGGAGGACAGUGCCGGCCGCCCGGAUCGCAGAGGGACCUAAACUCCUUCCUGUGGACUAUUCGGCGCCAUCCCCCAGCCUACUUGUUUGGCACCAUCCACGUUCCAUAUACCCGAGUCUGGGACUUCAUCCCUGACAAUUCCAAAGCAGCCUUCCAGGCCAGCACCCGUGUCUACUUUGAGCUGGAUCUGACAGAUCCCUACACCAUCUCGGCACUGGCCAGCUGCCAGCUGCUGCCCCACGGGGAGAACCUGCAGGAUGUGCUGCCAAGAGAGCUCUACUGGCGCCUGAAGCGCCACCUGGACUAUGUGAAGCUGAUGCUGCCCUCAUGGAUGACACCGGCCCAGCGUGGCAAAGGGCUGUAUGCUGACUACCUGUUCAAUGCCAUCGCUGGCAACUGGGAGCGCAAGAGGCCAGUGUGGGUGAUGCUCAUGGUGAACUCACUCACAGAGACAGAUGUGCGCUCCAGGGGUGUUCCUGUGCUGGACCUCUACCUGGCCCAGCAGGCUGAGAAGAUGAAGAAGAGCACCGGGGCCGUGGAGCGGGUCGAGGAGCAGUGCCAUCCUCUCAACGGGCUCAACUUCUCCCAGGUGCUGUUUGCCCUGAACCAGACUCUGCUGCAGCAUGAAAGCGUGCGGGCUGGGAGCCUGCAGGCCCCCUACACCACAGAGGACCUCAUCAAACACUACAACUGCGGGGACCUCAAUGCGGUCAUCUUCAACCAUGACACAUCCCAGCUACCCAAUUUCAUCAACACCACCCUCCCACCUCAUGAGCAGGUGACAGCCCAGGAGAUUGACAGCUACUUCCGCCAGGAGCUCAUCUACAAGAGGAAUGAGCGCAUGGGGAAGAGAGUCAUGGCGCUGCUGCAGGAGAACCAGGACAAGAUCUGCUUCUUUGCCUUUGGAGCAGGUCACUUUCUGGGGAACAACACUGUCAUCGAUGUCCUAAGACAAGCAGGACUGGAGGUGGACCACACACCCGCUGGCCAAGACAUCCGCAGCCCUGCUACUGGGAGCCCAGUUCCUUCUCCCGAGGGCACCUCUUCUGCCAGUCCAGCCCCAGCCACCCCAGCUGCUGCGGUCCCAGAAGCAACCUCAGCAACCCCUACCACCCCUCCUGAGGAGGAGGAUCCAGGCCUGUCCCCACACCUCCUGCUGCCCGACAGCCUCAGCCAGCUGGAGGAGUUCGGACGGCAAAAGUGGCGCAAGAGACUGAACAAACACCAGCGGCCGAGGCAGUUCAACGACCUCUGGGUCCGCAUCGAGGACAGCACCACUGUCUCGCCACCCCCGCUGCCCCUCCAGCCUACCCCCAGCUCCGGGACCACCGAGCCCUUUGUCAAGUCCUCACAGCAGCUCCAGCAGCAGGACCGUGUGGGGCCUACCAGCAACUCAGCACCUACACUGGGCCUACCCCCUGCCAUCGCUGCUGCCAUUGUUGUCCCCUUCCUACUACACACCCUUGGGCCGUCCUGACCUUGACCACCCUUGCAGAGAAGCCAGAGAAACCACAGGAGUCUGUGACCACACCCACCACCUGCCACCACCUCAGAGGGUGCUGCCACCUCAAGGCAGUUCACACAAGACAGGGACUUUAAAACACUAGAGCUUUAUUGUACCCAAAUUACAUCUUCUCUUUUGUAGAAGGUCUUAAUUUCCCAUAGUGCUAUGGGGCUCUUUUGUAAAAUAUGUGUCCAUAUUAAAAGAGAAAGUGUAUUUAUUCUAUGGAUAAAACUAUUUUUAUGUAGCCUAUGUUAUAGUCCCUGAAUUAGCCCCAGCACCAGCCCAGGGAAGGAGCCCAGGUUCCCGUGACCUCUGUGACCUGUAUGGACUAUGGCUUUGAAUUGGUCCCAAGCUUCCUAGUCAGGCUUGGCUUCUCCCACUGUAGGCAUCUCUAAGGGCAGCCCCAUGCUUUGGAGAAGCUGAAUUUCAUAGCCAGAGGCAUGGUGGCCAAUCAUCCUGCCCAUCCCUGGAUGUGUCCAGGCCCUGGAGGGACACUUUAAGAAAAAAGAAUGCUGCUAUUUUUGAAGUCCCUGAGCGUCUAUGGACUGGGCCUCCAGAACUCCUGGUGAGCUUUUCCAUCAGAAAGGGAGACUGGUGCUGAAGCAGGUGAACCCAGUCCCGUGGUCAGAUGGCUACACUGAGACCCAAAAAGUGACUGAGGUUUACCCAGUGUCACAAAGCAAGUGGGCGAUCUACGGUCCAGUGGCACUGGCCCAGCUUCCGUUCAAGAAGGGGUGAUAAAAGCCCAGCUGAGUGAAGUGAGCUGGGCAGAAGGACAGGAGUUGGCACAGGACGGAUUUAGGGGUGACUGAGUUCAGGAGUCCCCAACUGUGGAGAUGACAGCGGCAAAGAGGACCACGGGCCAGAAGCCAGCAGGUGGACUCCCUGCACUCUCCUCGCCAUAGAUCCUCACACUAGUGCUGUGAGAUGUGAUGACCCCAUUUCGAGGAUGACACUGAACCCCCAAAAGAGGGGAGAAGAUCUGCCCAAAGUUUACUCCCCGCCCCAGAUUAGUGUGGUACAAGAAUGAUCCUUGUCUCCUGGACUGUGUUCUGUCCUUGUUCCUAUCUGGAGAAGUGCCUAGGGAGGUGCAGCCCCCAAACUGGAACCCUCCCUGGCUUCCCAUGGCAGGCAAGGGGAUGUUUCACCAGCUCCCCCUGCUGGUCCCUGUGGCCAGGGGGCUCUAGCAGGAUGAUCCAUCAGUACGGGCAGUCAGAGAGUUGAAGCACAGAGAGACAGAUGUAUCCCUCUGCCCCCGGGGGCUGACUGGGGACACAGUAGACCAGUGUGGGCUGAAUUGCAGCCUAUAGCUCAAAGCUGGACUUGUGGUUCAUUGGUUAUUUAAGGAGUCCUAGGUUCGGAGAGCAGGGACGACCCACCACCUGUCAAGAGCAGUAAGAGUAACACAAAGGUCCAGAAAGAGGAGAGACUUCUCCAAGGUGCCAUAGCUGGGGCAGGCAUGUUAACUCCAGUCCUGGUCUCUCACCUCACUGCACAUGGGUUUCCCUGGCAGGCUCGAUGGCGCCUGGUUGGCGGAGGCACCGCCAUGCUCAGGUUGGCAGACGUCUCCCUUUUGAGAUGGCAGGAUUCUGGGCAACUCAUUGGAUAGACAGGGGUCCCACAGGCAUCCUGGCAGGCUGCAGAAUUCUUUCCAGCUCUGCCCCAGUGGGCAGGUUUAAGCCUGAGACCUGGCAGGAUUCUGGAACUCUGCUUCACAGGGUCCCGCCAGCCUCAUGGGCACCACACUGUAAACUGAACUUGACCUCAACCAGGACUGGAGUCAGUUUAUCCUUGGCAAAAAAAAAGAAAUUUUACUUCCUAUUGCUGAGCGGAAAGGGGCUUAGCUGCCUUUUAAAGCAGGCUCAGAAGUUAGACAUCAAACAGAUCGUGCAGAGCACUAUUGGGAUGAGAUAAGUGUAAAGGAAUUGGAAACACACAGGCCAGAUUCCCCUGUUUGGGGCAGAGUAUGGCAUGAGAUGUAUGGAGAUCAAGCCUGAGGUUAAUUAAAGAUGAAGCAUUUGGGGAAACAGUCCAGGCACCUGACUGUGUGCCCAGACCUGUGCCAGGCAUGGGGCCAGAAUGGUGAAUUAAUGCAGCAUGUAAUCACUGGGGAAGCACGGUGCCAGGGUUACACAUGCAGACUGAAUUGUACCCACCCUCCUGGGCACAGAAGAGUCCACCAUCAAGGUGGGACUGGUGGGUGCAAUCCUGGGCUAGUCCUGCCCCAGCCCCAAUCUUGGGCUGCUGUCUGUCCUUUCUUAAGUUCCUCAAUUCUGCUUUAAAGUUUUUGAAGAAAGACAAUGUGCCGUGCUUAGCAGCACAUCUCUGGAAUGACUGUUUUUGGGAGGCUGAGGCAGGAGCAUCAUAAGUUUGAGGUCCAGCCUGGGAUACAUAGUGAAUUCUAGAACCGCUUGAGCCACAUAGCCAGACCCUAUAUGAAAAAUAAUGGAAGGAAGAAAGGGCUAGGCCGACAGAUCGACAAAUGUGCAGGGUGGCAUAGACUUAGAAAAGAGCAAUUGCUGCUCAGACAUCUAGGGCCGGCGUUCCUGGUUCCUGGAUCUCUACUAAGCCAGGGUUGGAGUAAGGAGCGAAUUCAACUUUGAUGGCCAACAUCCCAGGAGACCUUAGGCACAAAAACAGAAUGUAUAUCUAGGCCACUUAAACUUCCUAUCCUGCUCUGAAAACGCCAGUAAUCUAUCAACAGUUUCUCAGACUUCGUGUCCCGUCGAGCUGGACUCAUAAAACACAAAGCCCUAUUCCUCUGAGAGUUCCUUGUGUAUUUUUAGGACUUUCAUUUUGACAUUGAGGCAGACAGAAAGACGGAAGGCCAGGGGCCCAGCAGAUUAAGUGACCAACACAUGCUGAGGGUAAAAGAAUCAGGGAAAUGCAGGAGGUGCAGGACCAGUCCCCAGGGUCAAAGGUUCGGAGUCUGCCAUGUGUGGGCUGAGGGUGACUUGGAAUGUUCAUCUCACACUAGGUGACCCACGCACAUCCUCCUCACAUGGAGUGUGGUCACUUGCUACUUUCUGGCCUCAUCUAGACUUGGGCAAGCCUGGGAGCUCAGGUACUUUGUCCCAUCACCCCACCCAGUACUAUUGUCACAAGAGAUCCCAAAGAAGAGAACUGCUACCAAAAGAGAAUUUCUUUAAAAAGGUGAUAUUCUAUGCAGGAGUUACGGCUUAGAUAACAUCCUGGAUGCCAAAAAACAAAAACAAAAACAAAAGCCAGAAUUGGGGUAGUGAUAGCCAUGAGAUAAACACCAGGUCCACCACUUGGCAUUCCAGGCCCGCCGUGACCUGGCUCAGCUGAUCUUGCUGGCCAUUCUCAUCCUUCCCACCCCAGCCCUGACAAAUGGAAUCGUGUUUGUUAUUUCUAGAAUAUGCAGUAUUUUAUACGUGCUGCACAUGCUGCUCCCCAGGAGAAGCUCUCUUUCCUUCUCCCAAUCAUUUGUCCUAUAAGAAUAAGCCGGGUGGCACUGGCUCCCGGAUGUCCCCCUGGAGCCCUUUAUGCAGUCCCAGUACCUAUUUGUUACCAUGCCCACGCUCCAGAGAUGGGCUGUCUAGAUAUGAAUUUGCUCCCUGUUGUGAAUGCAAGCAACUUGAUGUGUCAGGUUUUUUGUUUGUUUUUGUUUUGUCUUUGUUUUUUUAAUGUCCUUCAACACAAAGGUGAUACUCCAAAGAUGUGUUUGAGAGGGACAGGGGAAGAAAGGGAGCCAAAAAGUGAGGAAGAAAAUUUUGGAGCUAGGAAAGGGGAAAGAGCCUCGGGUCUCUUUUGGGGGCAGCUUCCACCUUCCCAGCCGGUAGAGGACAGCACCAGAGAGCAGAACUCUCUAGCGGGAGGGAGAGGCAUGGUGUGCAAGGCCCCAAGGCCCACUGACUAAAGCCGUGGUAGCCAGCUGGAAGUCUUGGCACAGGACUGGUGUAAAUGACAUGGCGGUGCCCCCCCCCCCCCCGGCUCUGUAAGGCUCAGGUUCUUUAAACAUUGUUAGUUUUCCAAAAAUUCAUCUAAGCAGCCAAAAAUAUCACCCUGGCUGGCUGUCUAAGCCUGUAGAUUCAGGACUCAGUCAAGUCUCCCGUUGCUCCUCCCCCAUUCUUCCACGGCCCAGCCAGACUUGCCAUGAACUGGCAGAAAUGUCUGCAGCCCUUGGGCAGGGAGGGGAUCUCUUGGGGAGGAGAGGACUGGAUUGAACCCCUGCCCGUGGCUCCAGCCCAGAGCCCUUCUGUCUGUGCCCAACCCUGGGGAAGGAAAGGCAGGGCUUAUAAGGCCCUUGGGGCCCCUUCCUGACCCUUUCCAGGGAAUGUCAGCUCCUCACAGCCUGACUGCAAAGGCAGCCUGUGAUCUUUCCCCCUGGAGGUGGCCUGCACCUUCCCUUUCUUGCUGGCUUUGGGUAAACCCUUGUCCCUCUUUGAGCCUCCGUUUCCCCAUGGACCAUAGGGAGAGUUUCUUGGGAGCAGGAAGGGAAUUCUGUGUAUAAUCUCGGGUCUCCUUGGAGGUGAAGUUCCUCCCUUCCCUAGACCAGCUUUCCAUGUAGGCCCCACAGGCUGCCAUGAUGGGAGCAUGUGACAGACAAGAAAGCAUUACUUAAAGGCUCCCUCCAUCCUAAGGCCUGCCCUGGGGAAUGUGGUUUUGAAUGGGAUCCAAGUCUACAGGGCCCGGUGUGAACGACCAGGGACUCUUAGGCAGGAGUGUCUCUGGUUGCCAGGCUGGGUGGGAGGAGCUCUUGGUUCCCGGCGGGGAGGCUGGCCUUACCCUUUGCCCAGCUCUAUGUCUCAGAUUUGUCGGCCAUCCCACUGUGCCUCACUGUACCAAGCUGGCUUCAACCCUCACAAUACUUGUGGUGUUCUUUGUCACCUCCUCCCUCACCCCUGUGAAUUGUCAUGAAGAGUUCUUUAAGAGUAUAAUAGAAGACAAAGAAAGAUGCUAUUAAUGUUAUUUUGCCAAAAAUAUUUUUGUAGCAUAAUAUAUUAAUAAAAGAUAUUAUGAACUUAA
Molecule: messenger RNA, 7087 nt
Organism: Mesocricetus auratus (golden hamster)
Lineage: Eukaryota; Metazoa; Chordata; Mammalia; Rodentia; Cricetidae
Gene: Trabd2b
Product: TraB domain containing 2B
Exons: 7
Coding region: 521-2071 (516 amino acids)
Biological process (GO): negative regulation of Wnt signaling pathway
Cellular component (GO): organelle membrane
Molecular function (GO): Wnt-protein binding; metalloendopeptidase activity
Source: RefSeq, a predicted model, not a curated record